Messenger RNA from Cavia porcellus (domestic guinea pig), 2543 nucleotides. It is a transcript of the gene Mocs3, whose product is annotated as molybdenum cofactor synthesis 3. Gene Ontology annotation, molecular function: thiosulfate-cyanide sulfurtransferase activity; URM1 activating enzyme activity; adenylyltransferase activity. The coding region runs from base 198 to 1580 and encodes 460 amino acids. The record is from RefSeq and is a predicted model, not a curated record. Lineage: Eukaryota; Metazoa; Chordata; Mammalia; Rodentia; Caviidae. Gene Ontology annotation, cellular component: cytosol; cytoplasm. The transcript has a single exon. Gene Ontology annotation, biological process: protein urmylation; tRNA wobble position uridine thiolation.
UUAUUUGCCUCUACGGCUCAGUUUUAAGUACUCAUGAAAUGUGGAUCUUUAAAUUGAAUCAUGAGGCUUAUCCAAGAAGUACCUUUUUAUUCAUUGCCUUUAUCCAGCUCCAUGAAGGUUUUUAGUUCAUUCCAUCAAUUUCAGAGAGGAAACCGGAAACGGAAGUCAUUUCGCGAUAAUUUCCAAGAGAAGUCACCAUGGCUACUCGGGAAGAGGUGCUUGCCUUACGAGCUGCAGUUGCCCAGCGUGAGGAGGAGCUGAAUUCCCUAAAGCAGAAGCUGGCGGCGGCUCUUUUGGCGGAACAAGAACUGGAGCCAGAGCGGCGAGUUCCGGUGUCGCCGCUGCCGCCGAAGGCUGCCUUGUCCCGAGACGAGAUUCUGCGCUAUAGCCGCCAGCUAGUGCUGCCAGAGCUGGGCGUGCACGGACAGCUACGCCUGGCUGCCGCAUCUGUCCUCAUCGUGGGCUGCGGUGGGCUUGGUUGCCCGCUGGCGCAGUACCUGGCAGCAGCCGGCGUGGGCCGCCUUGGCCUUGUGGAUUACGACGUCAUUGAGUUGAGCAACCUGGCCCGCCAGGUGCUCCAUGAGGAAGCACUGGCUGGCCAGGCCAAAGCCUUUUCGGCCGCCGCCUCUCUGCGCCGCCUCAAUUCGGAAGUAGAGUGCGUACCCUACGCCCAGGCCUUGACCCCAGACACUGCGCUAGACCUGGUCCGCCGCUAUGACGUAGUGGCCGAUUGCUCUGACAACGUCCCCACUCGCUAUCUGGUUAACGACGCCUGCGUGCUGGCUGGCCGGCCUCUCGUGUCUGCCAGCGCCUUGCGUUUCGAGGGCCAGAUUACAGUCUACCACUAUGACGACGGGCCUUGUUAUCGCUGCAUCUUUCCCCAGCCACCCCCGGCGGAGACAGUGACCAACUGUGCCGACGGCGGGGUGCUGGGUGUCGUAACUGGGGUUGUGGGCUGCCUGCAGGCUCUGGAGGUGCUGAAGAUCGCUGCGGGCCUGGGUCCUUCGUACAGUGGAAGCCUGUUGCUCUUUGACGCCCUCAGAGGGCAUUUCCGCUCUAUUCAGCUGCGGAAACGUAGGUCUGACUGUGCAGCUUGUGGGGAGCGGCCCACUGUGGCUGAUCUGCAGGACUACGAGGCCUUCUGUGGCUCCUCAGCUACAGAUAAGUGUCGCUCCCUGCAGUUACUGAGCCCAGAGGAGCGGAUUUCUGUUACCGACUAUAAGCGACUUCUGGAUUCUGGGGCACCCCACGUAUUGCUGGAUGUCAGGCCUCAAGUAGAGGUGGACAUCUGUCGUUUGCCCCAUGCUCUGCAUAUCCCUUUGAGACAUUUGGAACGAAAGGAUAGGGAAAGCCUAAAACUCUUAAGAGAAGCCAUCCAGGAAGGGAAUGGGGACACGCAGGAGGGGACUGCUGUCUACGUUUAUGUGAUUUGCAAACUGGGAAAUGAUUCCCAGAAAGCUGUGAGGAUCCUACAGUCUCUAACAGCAGCUCAAGAGUUAGAUUCUUUAACAGUUCAGGAUAUUGCAGGGGGCCUCAUGGCUUGGGCUGCCAAAAUCGAUCAGACAUUUCCACAGUACUGAGGUGCCUGGUUUAGUCUGUGUGAACUGCUAUAAUACCUCGAAGAUAUAUUUAUUUGCAUUUUUUGAUACUAUAAAGAGCUUGGGAUUCUAUAAUAAUAUAUGGGAUCUCUUUUAUAAGGAACUUUCUGAUUAUAAUAUGUAUCAGAGGACUUACAAAUUAAUGGACUAUAAUACAGUUCCUGAGAACAAUCUUGUGUUUUCACUUCAUCACAGGAUAUCUUAGAAAUGUAAAAUACAAUGUGAAAGGAUUUUAUAUUUUAAACCACAUCAUUUAUCUCUUUUGGUUUUAAUGAGACAGGGUCUCACUAUGUAGUUCAGGCUGGCCUUGAACUCUGUAUGUAGCCUAGACUGGCAUCCAACUGAGGCAAUCUUGUCUCAGCCUCCUGACUGCUGUGAUUAUGUGCAGGUGCCACCAUACCUAUGUUUUCUUUAAUUUUCACUUUCCCCCAACCAGAAAUUAAAUUGUCCAUUUUAUACCUGGAAUUAAGACAUAAUAAACUUAGUAUUUCGGAAUUGAUUAUAGAUAAAGUGCUUAGGAUCAGUUUAGUGAGGUAUUUUCUGGUUCUUACUUUGACUGCAAAUGAGAAUAUAUCUUACAGAAAUAAAUGUUUCAUAUGUAACGUGUUUUAAUCAUCUAGAAAGUGGUCAUUGUAUUGCAUAUUUUGAAUUAAUAUAAAUAAGAAAUCAUUACAGUUUAGCAAAACAAAGGAAACUGCCUUCACAGUCUCUCAUUUCCCUUAUAAGUUGCUAAUAUUCAAGUUCCGUUUUGUACAAAUGUAUUUUCUAAAUUGUAUAUUAGUGUUUAACAAUCAAACUUAAACCUAGAAUGGUCAUUGCCUUUAACUGUGAAACACUAACUCAGUCUUUGAGUAGAUAUGUUUAAAAGUAUGGUCUGCUUUUUUUUUUUCCCCAAGGCAUUAUGGAAAUAAAGCCUUGUGGUGAGAAUAAAGGUGGCUGGGCUGA